Notolabrus celidotus (New Zealand spotty) is the source of this 2418-nucleotide messenger RNA. It is a transcript of the gene lman2la, whose product is annotated as lectin, mannose-binding 2-like a. Lineage: Eukaryota; Metazoa; Chordata; Actinopteri; Labriformes; Labridae. Bases 10 to 1095 code for a protein of 361 amino acids. The record is from RefSeq and is a predicted model, not a curated record. Gene Ontology annotation, biological process: Golgi organization; endoplasmic reticulum to Golgi vesicle-mediated transport; endoplasmic reticulum organization. The transcript has 9 exons. Gene Ontology annotation, cellular component: Golgi membrane; endoplasmic reticulum membrane; COPII-coated ER to Golgi transport vesicle. Gene Ontology annotation, molecular function: D-mannose binding.
UGUCCUACAAUGGCUGCCGUCAGCAGGAACUGUCAUUUCAGGGAGCCCAGAACACCGUUCAGACGGAAAAUAAUGCCUUUUAAAUCAUACACAACCUUCGCUUUUCUGAUCGUUAUUGCAAGUCAGUGUUUUGCGGAGGAAGAACAUGAAAUGGAAGAGUUUUUGAAACGGGAAUAUUCCCUAUCCAAGCCGUACCAAGGUGUGGGAUCCUUGGGCUCCUCCCAUUGGGAGCUGAUGGGGGACGCCAUGGUAACCACCGACCAGGUGCGCCUCACACCUGACAAGCAGAGCAGACAGGGGGCAGUGUGGAGCCGCAUGCCGUGCCAUCUGAAGGACUGGGAGAUGCAAGUGCACUUUAAGAUUCAUGGUCAAGGAAAAAAGAACCUGAACGGUGAUGGGCUGGCCAUUUGGUACACCAAGGAACGCAUGAAGAAAGGUCCUGUAUUUGGAAAUAUGGACAACUUCACAGGCUUGGGUGUGUUUGUGGACACAUAUCCCAAUGAGGAGAAACAGCUAGAGGCGCAGAAGAAAAGAUAUACUCCUCGCACACAGAGGAUCUUCCCCUUCGUCCUGGCAAUGGUCGGCAAUGGCACCAUGAGUUACGACCAUGAGCGAGACGGGCGGCCCACAGAGCUGGGAGGCUGCAACGCCAUGGUGCGCAACCUCAAACAUGACACCUUCCUCUUCAUCCGAUACAUCCGCCGCAGGCUCACGGUGAUGAUCGACAUUGAAGGACAACAUGAAUGGAGGGACUGCCUGGACAUACCCGGAGUGCAGCUUCCUAUGGGCUACUAUUUUGGAGCUACAGCCCUGACAGGAGACCUCUCAGACAACCACGACAUCAUCUCCCUGAAACUCUACCAGCUGACGGUCCUGCGGAGUAAACAGGAAGAAGAGGAGGAGGCGGAGGAGAUAACCAUACCCAGUGUUGACAACUUUGAGCUACUUAAACUGGGUCAGAUUGAUGAAGGGAUGAGUGGACUGGCCAUAUUUUUCACUGUCCUCUUCUCCAUGCUGGGUUGUAUCUUCCUCAUUGUAAUCGGCCUGGUGGUGUACAGCCACUGGAGUGAGAGCCGACGCAAGCGCUUCUACUGAAAGCCGGAGAGGGUGAUAGUAAAAAAAGACUGAGGUCUGUGAACCCAGCCGCACUGAGACACGUAAGCCCCCCCUGCUGUGGGCCAGUACAGCUCAGUGAGGAGAACACUGUAAUGACCAGAGAUGAAGUCACCUGCUACAACUAAAGCCAUCUUCAAACUCUGCCGUUGGUAGUCAUGAAGCAGUAGAAGGACUUCAUUUUACACCUCAGCCACUGCCUGACAUGCACCAACUUGGCCUUACCAUCUCCACCUCUGUUACACAACAGGUCUCUACAACAGAGGUCUCUAUGGUGAUUUUUUUGUUAGUGUUAUUAAAUUUGAUUGCUUUGAGAGAUUUGUUCAUACAAUGAGAGUAUCCAUCGUGUUCAUACUAGUGAUCCAACUGACUCCAACCAAAUAGCUCUACAAUAAUGACUGAAGAGGAGCAGAGCUGUGUCUCCACUGUAGCUUUUAUUCUCUGUGCAUUAGAAAGAAAAAACAAUCCAGUGCUUUAACACUGUCAUUUUGACUCAAAGUACUGUAUGAUAUAUUCUCAUCCUGUAAGUGUAGUAUGCAUGAUGUUUCUGAGAGUAUUUUUAUGGAUCUUAGAUGAGUUUUAACGCCUGUGUAAGGCGUUUGAAAAGCUGUUUUUGUCUCGUUGAUGCAUGUUGUGAGGAUUUGUGUGUUUUCAGGGAAAAAAAUCUAUAACUCUAAUAAAUCGUAGUUUUUUCAACAAUCUUACUGAAUAUUUAUAUUCAUAUUUGUUUUCCACAGAUUUUAUGAAACAAACAGAAGAUUAAUAAGUCAGUUGAAAGCAAAUUCCUCCAAUUAUAUAUUUAAAUAUAUACGUUCAAAGUCUGCCUUGCACUGAAUGAAGAGGGCGCAGAGAAUUUUAAAGACUACUCAAUAUAAUAAUAUAACUCUAAUAAUAAUAUAACUAUAACCUGAUCCCUUUUGUUUACACUUUUGUUGUGUCUUUGCACAUUGAAAUGUAAAAUGUCCUUAUGUUUGUGUUUUUCUUUUGUGUUAUAUUUAAAAGCACCAACCUUCAUAAAUCAUGUGUUGACUCCACUCUCUAAUUUAUGUUCAGGAAAUCAGGCCUCCGUCUGUUUUGAGUUUUUCUUCAAUCAUGCUGUGUGAGGACGUUCUUGGUUCUUACAGCCACUUUGACAACCAUCCUACAUUAUUUAUAUACUAUAGUGUGAAUAUUUGUCACCUUCUGUUUGUUCGGUAUGAAAACUGUGUGCCUCAUGUAUCCAUUGUGUGCCCCACAGACUACAUUCUGUGACUAUCUUUGUCCUGAAUGUAUUUCAUGAAUCAUUAAAGAAAAGUUUAAGACCUA